UUUCUAAGAAUUAUAAGGUCACUAAUGAAUUUCCCUAAAACCUUCAUAUCUCAGCGGGAAAACGCUAUAUAAACCCACACCCACUCCCCACUCCCCACUAUGCCUCCGACGAAUACUGAACAACAAUGACGCCGGAAAUCACCAUCAACGGAUGCCCUUAUAGCCUCAGCUCAUACAAAGUUGACUUCUUCGGCACUCCCAUCGACGUCACCGUCACUUCCUCCUCCUCCGUCGUUCGGAAAUGGAUUCGCACCACUCUCUUCCUCCGCCGAGACUACAUUGGCCGCCUCGUUGUCGGUGUCGGCGUCCAGUGGACUCCAUGGAACGGUAACGAACCUCCCCCUGACACUCUUCAGCUCUGCGUGGGCACUCGCUGCUUGAUCUUCCGACUCUCUCUAGCCACUACCGUUCCGCUCAUUCUUCGCCGCUUUCUCCUGGACCGGGAUAACACUUUCGUUGGGAUUUGGAAUGGCUCGGACGAGAAGAAGCUGCGGAUGUCGGAACACGAGCUCAGGCUUCACAGGCUUCUAGAUUUGAGGAGAUAUAUAUCCACUGAUUAUGGGGGAAGUCUUGCUAGGGCUUCAGUGGAGAGGAUAGUGGAGGAAUGUUUGGGUUACGAGGGGGUGAGAUUGGAGAAGGAUAUCAGCAUGAGUGAUUGGGGUAAUGAGGAUCUCUCCUAUGAGCAGAUUUUGCAGGCUUGUGUCGAUGCUUAUGUGGCCUUCGAGAUUGGCAAGAACUUGCGUGCCUGGGAGCUGUGACGCUUUAGAUGUUUUGGGAGUGCUUAUGGCGUUUUUUUUUUUUUAAAAAAAAUUUUUUUGUCCCUUCCCUUCUCUCUCCGAAUAUCAUUGGGAAGGUCCUUUCUUUAUUUUGUUUUCCUUGCAUACUAAGAAGAUCUUUUGUCCACGAAAAUGGGUUUUUUAUUGGUUCUGAGAAUAAUUAUGUAGGGAACAACUUGCUAGAAACUGGAAUCCUUCAGUUCCUGUUCAAUUUAAGGUUUUUUGACGAUGGUGAUUUUACGAAA
Manihot esculenta (cassava) is the source of this 1021-nucleotide messenger RNA. RefSeq lists its product as uncharacterized. The record is from RefSeq and is a predicted model, not a curated record. Gene Ontology annotation, molecular function: nucleic acid binding; 3'-5' exonuclease activity. The transcript has a single exon. Gene Ontology annotation, cellular component: nucleus; cytoplasm. Bases 126 to 758 code for a protein of 210 amino acids. Lineage: Eukaryota; Viridiplantae; Streptophyta; Magnoliopsida; Malpighiales; Euphorbiaceae.